This is a messenger RNA of Oncorhynchus keta (chum salmon), 5384 nucleotides long. Its product is annotated as out at first protein homolog. NCBI's taxonomy places the organism in Eukaryota, Metazoa, Chordata, Actinopteri, Salmoniformes, Salmonidae. The transcript has 4 exons. The record is from RefSeq and is a predicted model, not a curated record. The coding region runs from base 743 to 1591 and encodes 282 amino acids.
UCUAAUGUUGUUUUUGGGGGGACAGAGAGGGGCGGAUUUUAAAUGGACCUAUCCUUUGCUUGGCAUGGGAUCUAUCUGUAUGCCCUAGAAAAGUUUGGUCAAGCUCAAUAAUUACUUUCCCUAGGCGUAGGAUAACAAUUGGGCACUUAGGAUAACAAUUGGGCACAUUGAUGCAUUUAAGUGUAUUAUUGCGCAAACUAUUGAAUCAAUGGAACAGGAGUUAAUUUAUUCUGCAACAGAUGUCAUUGGCGCCUCUUGGGAAGUAUUGUUAGGGGAGUGAUAUUUCUUUAGGUUUGCGAGCCCGCAAUUGUCCACAAUAGGCCUACAGUGCAGUAGGGUUCGUCAGAGGAAGUGACGGGAACGGGAUAGUAAACUCAAAUGAGGACUUCCAAUUUUUCAUGAAGGCUGCCACAAUAUAAGUCUGGUUAAAGUCGUCUGAACGAAGAGCGCAAAUGUUACAGUAGCCUAAUGAUUGUGCGCAAGAACGUUAUAUUCACAGACUUCAGAAACGCUACAAUGUACCAGAAUAUAGAAUGUACUCGGGCGACACAACGAUCAAUGCGGGAUGGUAGCCACCAACAUUUGCAGAGAUUUCACAAUACUGAAUUAAAUCUGUGGAUCAUAGAUUGAACUUUAUGCAGACUUUUCACGACUUUUCGUUGAUUUGGAAAUAUUUGCGACCGAUUUCAAGAUGAUUUACAACGAGGGUAGUAGACAGAUUUUUAAUAGUUAAAGUUAUUCCAUGAGUUUCAGAAUGUAUGCAAGUGAGAUAUCGCCACCAGUUCGGAUUUCUCUGCUAGUGGUAACUCUUGUAUCGCUUGGGAUUUGUUCAGAACUAAAAGUACGAGUGCGUUUAAGUGAUGGACUAAUUGGGGAGGAGAUUUUGGACGCCAACAGUGAGAAUGAUGACAUUACAGUCGAGUUCAAGCAAGGAGAUGGUACUCAUAUUACUGUGGUAUUUGAUUUCAAACGGGAUGUGAGGAUCGUUCGAGCUCUGAUCCUGGGGGAGCCAGAGCGAGGCCAGAACCAAUACCAGGUGCUGUGCUUUGUCUCCCGCCUCGAUCACCACGAGAUCAUCCCCACUGAGUCCAUGGCUCGCCUCAGACAGCUGUUCUGUGAUGGGAUUCUACAGAAGAACCCCCACUUGGUCCGCACGGCAGAGGAGAAGCGUGGGGUGGAACACCUCCACAUGGACAUGGUGGUGAAUGUGAGUCAUGCAGGGCACCUCAACACACUCAUCCACAAUGUGUGUAAGGAGGCCCAUGAGGGGUUUUAUACCCGGACAGCUGACACCAAGCAUUGGCUGGAUAAAGGAAUAGAGGCCAUUGAGUUUGAGCCCCUGCCCCAGACAGUGGACGUCUCUGGUCUGCAGCGAUGCCCCUCCACUCUGGACCUGUGGCAGCCAUGCUUCUGCAGCUAUCACCUACGUCUGGAGUGGCUCCCCUGCCUGCUCAAAUACUGCCGCAGCCGCCGGGGCGCGGCUGGAAGGACCAAACCGUACACGUGUGGCAUCAGAAGCUGCAGCAAGGGCUACCGCUUUGACUACUACGUCCCCCAUAAACAGCUCUGCCCAUGGGAUGAGGAGACCUAAAGCAGCUGGUUUUGCCCUUAGUUCUUUCCUAGAUGGCAUUUAGCCUACCGUGCACAUCUGGGCUGAGCAUGGCAGGGGAUUGGCAAGAGGCCUUGAAGUGUAUACAGAGUAUACCAAACAGUAGGAACACCUUCCUAAUAUUGAGUUUUUCCCUCCGAAAAGCAUCAAUUCAUCAGGGGUUAGACUCCACAAGGGGCCGAAAUGUUGACUCCAAUGCUUCCCACAGGUGUGUCAAGUUGGCUGGAUGUCUUUUCGGUGGUGGAUCAUUCCUGAUACUCACAGGAAGCUGUUGAGCGUGAAAAACCCAGCAGCAUUGCAGCUCUUGACACAAACCGGUGUGCAUGGCACCUACUACCAUACCCUGUUCAAAGGCACUUAAAUCUUGUGUUUUGCCCAUUCACCCACUGAAUGGCACACAUACACAAUUCAUGUCUCAAUUGUCUCAAGGCUUAAAAAUCAUUAUUUAACCUGUCUCCUCCCCUUCAUAUACACUGAUUGAAGUGGAUUUAACAUCAAUAAGGGAUCGUAGCUUUCACCUGGAUUCACCUGGUCAGUCUAUGUCAUGGAAAGAUCAAGUGUUCUUAAUGUUUUGUACACUUGGACUUACACUAACUUAUUUUCAGACAGAAGAGUGUCUCUGACUUACCACCAAGGUAUUUGGAUUCAACCAGACAGUAGCAUAUCUAUUGUAACCAUGUGUUUUUAAUGUUGGAUGUUUCCUACAGUGGUGUGUUGACUGUUGAGUCCAUAUAUAAUAAUACUUUUCCUAAGCAUGCAAGUGUCUGUAUUAGGGCAGCUAGACAGGAGCCUAAUGGGGGAAAAUCGACAAUGUGAAAAUGGUAAUAUCGCCCAACCUAGAUGGAAUUGCCCAUGCUACUAUGGAUGAAUGUUUUGAUUUGUUCAGUGCUCCGUUGGGGUAAAAUUGGAUGGUGGAUCUGCUCAAGAGAAAACAUUCAUCCAUGGUAGUGAAUGAAUCACUUAACUGAUGUAUUUUUUAUUGACUUAAUGCAAAAUAAAGCCAUUUAUUUACAUCAUGUUAAAAGAACUUGGGUAUUGAAACAGUACAGUCUGUAACCAAUAUCCACACUCUUACCUUGAACUAUAGGGACCAAUUUUUUGGCUCGUUGGAAGCGUUUUGUCAUUGCUGUCCAAUACAUCAGCGUGUAGCAUCAUAUGCAGACACUGACAUAAGUCAUGUUUAUACUAUAGGUAUACAGAAUAAAGUGAUUAACUGUGAGUAUUGAGCUGUCAUAUUCAUGGUGGUAUGAGAUAUUCACCAGGCAACUUAUAUCUGGGAACUUCUCUGUUCUACUUUUUGUCAAUACUUUUUUUUGACCUCUUUGAUCAACAAUAUAUUUUCAGAUUUACUAUCUUGUCGUGAUAAAACCCGAAGACACGAACUAGUGGACUGAAAAGUUUAUGUAGUCUUUCUGUCCUUUAUAUAUUUAUUCAACUUUUCAAACGUAAUGUCCAAAGUGCCAGUGAUUAAGCUUGUACUGGAGAUUGCUGUUCUGCAUGUCAUUGGUACAUUAUGAUAACUGCUUAUGUGUCUCUCUGAGGGAAGAACUGUUACAAACAAAAGUGAUUUUUCAAAAAUGGACCUAAAGCAUACGGCCAGGAACAAAACAUAAACCUUUAUUUUUUAAAUCUAUAAAUUAUUGGUUGAUGGUAAGUGCCUCAAAUUGUCACUGUGUUGUUUGAUUUGAAAGUAAUUAUAUGGUUUAAAAUGUUUUAUGUAAAAAAUCUGCAGUUGAAGUUCAAAAAUGUUUCCUAAAGGUGUCUAACUUUGACAAAUUAAAAUCCUAAUUAGUCUUUAUACUAGGCCUAAUGCUUCUUCUGUUGGGUGUCAUAUUUGCAAAGCUGGAUUUGUGGGCAUAUUAACAUCAUAAUGCACAAUCUAGACAUCUAAAACCCCAAGAAUACAGUGUCCUCCAUCAUUAUUAAAUGGAAUAAGUUUAGAACCACCAAGACUCUUCCUAGAGCUGGCCAUCCGGGCAAACUGAGCAAUCGGGGGAGAAGGGAGGUGACCAAGAACCCGAUAGUCACUCUGAAAGAGCUCUGGAGGUCCUCUGUGGAGAUGUGAGAACCCUCCAGAAGGAGAACCAUCACUACAGCACUCUACCAAUCAGGCCUUUAUGGUAGAGGGCCCAGACAGAGGCCACUCCUCAAAAAGAAAGUGACAGCCCGCUUGGAGUUUACCAAAAGGCACCUAAAGACAUUCAGGGACAAGUCUUUGGAUGUGCUUGAGUGGCCCAGCCAGAGCCCAGACUUGAACGCAAUCAAACAUCUCUGGAGAGCCCUGAAACUAGCUGUGCAGAGACACUCCCCAUCCAACCUGACAGAACUUGAGAGGAUCUGAAGAGAAGAAUGGGAGAAACUCCCCAAAUACCAGUGUGCCAAGUUUAUAGUGUCAUAGCCAAGAAGACUCAAUACUGUAAUUGCUGCCAUAGGUGCUUCAACAAAGUACUGAGUAAAGGGUUUCAAUACUUACAGUAUGUAAAUGUGAUAUUAAUUUUUAAUAAAUUAGCAAACAUUUCUAAAAACCUGUGUUUGCUUUGUCAUUAUGGGGUAUUCCGUGUAGACUGAGGAGGGAAAAACUAUUUAAUACAUUUUAGAAUAAGGUUGUAACGUAACAAAAUGUGGAAAAAGUUAAAGGGUCUGAAUCCUUUCCGAAGCCACCGUAUACAUAAUGCACAAAUAUCCAUUGUGGAGUUUGACUGCCCUCUGGCGAUGACUGGACUGAAGGUUGCCUGACAAAAUACAUUUAGGAGACUUGGCAGCUUUAUGAUAGGCUUAGCCUGUAGAUAAAUUAUAAGUAAUAGUUUUUAGAAACGUUGCUGUUAAACUGCAUCAAACAAACCUUUAAUAUCCAGCAGUCUUGAUUAAAGCACCAUCUGACCAGAUUUGCCUAUAACCACAUUUUGAUCCACGUAUAGAAAAACUACAUUAUCUGCAAAGUGAAUAAAUUACUAUUGAUUAAUUAAUUAAUCAAUAUCCAUAAAAACAUAGUCUAACUGAUUUGUAACCUAAUUUGGUGUGGCAGAUUAUGACGUUUCAUGAAACGAGGCAACAAUUGAAUGAAUGACAUAUGCGUAGUGUUCCAAAACCGAUCAGUUGAACCUACUGCUAUCGCUACACUCGCUUGGUCUGUGGGUCCUAGGGCUCUCUAACCUGUCAGAAUGUGUGCAUUAAUUGGAGAACUGUGUUGAAUGCAUGUGUCUAGGAGACGACAAGCUUACAUGGGUCCGAGGUUGAGCACUGUUCCAGAUUUCCUUAUGGUGUAUGUGUGUGCACGCACAUGUGCGGAUUUGUCUUUCUGUAGGAGCAAUGUGUGAAGGAGCGUAUCCAAUGGCACGACAGACCGUUGAAGAUGCUGUUUCAACAAGCCAACCAGAGAGGAGCAAGGCAGCUGCUUACUCCGCCCCCAGGGCCAUUCUCCCACUGGACAUCAAUAUUCUCUUUAUCUGUUUUAAGAUUGACCAAAUCAUUUGCACGAAGGUCUUCGUGUGUCCCAUGCCUUCUUUUCUUCAUGUCAUUCAGGCAGACAGACCUGUGGUUGUGGCAUCCUCUCAAAACAUACUAGCACAAUGUUGUCUUGUAGUGAAAAGAAGCAGAUGAUAAUGCACUUCGAACCAAACCUGUCAUAACGUUUUAUACAGUUAUAACAUGUUAUAAAUGCUAAUGAACUGUAAUACUUACAAUGCCUGUAAGUGCACAUGUUUAUAAAUGUUUACAAAUAACGAAAUUGACAUUUAUUGAUAAUUAAAUACAGCUUAUUCAUGAAAUGUAUUAA